Molecule: messenger RNA, 1795 nt
Organism: Myiozetetes cayanensis
Lineage: Eukaryota; Metazoa; Chordata; Aves; Passeriformes; Tyrannidae
Gene: OC90
Product: otoconin 90
Biological process (GO): phospholipid metabolic process; arachidonate secretion; lipid catabolic process
Cellular component (GO): extracellular matrix
Molecular function (GO): calcium ion binding; phospholipid binding
Source: RefSeq, a predicted model, not a curated record
AUGAUUGUAAUUCUGCUGAUGUCUAUGUCCGUGGUGGUCCACAGUAUAGGUGGCCAAGAGCUGGAGCCUCCAGCGUUCCUGCCAGAGCUUCUUAACACGCCUGAGAGAAUCUUGAACAAUGCCACACUCUUCAACGGAGUCUUUCAAAAUGUGGAAAGUGUUGCGUUAUUUUUUGACUGCCUGGGUUCUCACUUCACCUGGUUACAGUCCAUCUUCACCAACUUCCCUGCCCUUCUCAACUUUGUGAACAAGAUGAAGUGUGUUACUGGGUUCUGCCCCAGGGAUUUUGAAGACUAUGGUUGCUCUUGCAGGUUUGAGAUGGAAGGGCUCCCCGUGGAUGAGGCUGAUGAAUGCUGCUUCCAGCACCGCAAAUGCUACGAGGAAGCACUGGAGAUGGAGUGCACGUGGGACCCAUCAAAGAUUUCUACAGAUGUCAGCUGCUCUACUGAAAACCUGACCUGUGAGUCUGGGGAUCCCUGUGAACAGUUCCUCUGCACCUGUGACAAAGAUGCCAUUGAAUGCCUUGUGAAUGCACAUAUUAACUCUUCCCUGAAUGGGCUGGAUGUUUCCUUCUGUCCAUCUCCAGUUACAGAAACAAUCAGCAAGAGAGAGCAGACAACACGUCAUACAGAGGAGCUCCUUCAUCGUGGGACUGAUGGAACACGGGCAGUGACUGCCUCUGUGGAAGAAGCAGUGAUUUCUUUUGAGCCCAGUGAAAUGAUCUUGGUGACUCCCAAAGCCAGAGGUAAGAGUCUGAUUAAACUUUUAUUGAAAAAUUUGGCAGUCUUGACUCCAGAAGAUGGAUUUAUGGCAGCUGUGGUCCCAGUGGAAGAGAUAACCACCUCCCCAGCCUCAUUCCCAGGAGAUAUUUACUCAGUGCAAGUCAAAAUUGUCCCCACUGAGACUUCCACGGGCACAUCUGCAAGGACAAAAGAGAAAGAGACAAGUCCUGCAAGGGGUGCCCCAACCAUGGCUUCCUCUGCAAUAGCUCUGGAACUGGGACUGUCUGACAGGGGACCCGAUGAACCUGCAGGAAAAGCGUGUGAGCGAUUAACCUUCCUGCAAGAGAGAGGAAGUGGAAGAGCGAAGAGGGAGCUGCCCCAGCUUGGAGAAAUGCUGUUCUGCUUAACUGAGCGGUGCCCAGAGGAGUUUGAGUCUUAUGGUUGCUACUGUGGCCAAGAGGGAAGGGGCCAUCCCACCGAUGCACUGGACAGAUGCUGCUUCUCUCAUCACUGUUGUAUGGAACAAGUUAAGAAACUGGGAUGUCAUGCAGAAAGAAGUUCGAGAUCUGAAGUUUUAUGUAUUGAUCAUAUGCCAAAAUGCGUUGGCUGGAGCAUAUGUGAGAAACUCCUCUGUGCCUGCGACACGGCGGCAGCCGAGUGCAUGGGCUCUGCCUUCUUCAACGAGAGCCUGAAGCUCCCACAUGGGCAGCAGUGCCGAGAGGAGAAACCCUCCUGUCAAAGUGACCCUUAUGAAAAGCCCCCAGGAGGCACAGGAACAGGCACAGGCGUUUCCAGCUCCGAGGAGAGCAGUGAAGAGGAAGGUCCACUGAGGAGGCAGUCAAGAAGGGCAAAGAGGGGGACACGCCGUUCCGUUGGGAACUCCAGAACUGUGGGACGUGGAGGCAGAUAACCGGCCACCUUCAUGGGCUUGGGAAGCAGCACGGAGCCUUUUGCAGUCAGCCACCAUGUACCUUACUCCUCCUUAGGCUGCCUUACACAGCACACAGAUGAUGUAACCAUAGACUAGGUAUUAGAAUUAGGCUGUAUUAACUCAUUACUGUAGGGAGGUCAUC